Molecule: messenger RNA, 5579 nt
Organism: Anopheles stephensi (Asian malaria mosquito)
Lineage: Eukaryota; Metazoa; Arthropoda; Insecta; Diptera; Culicidae
Product: muscle M-line assembly protein unc-89-like
Exons: 9
Coding region: 502-5214 (1570 amino acids)
Biological process (GO): homophilic cell-cell adhesion
Cellular component (GO): plasma membrane
Source: RefSeq, a predicted model, not a curated record
ACAUAGUUGCGCCGUGCCGGAUACCUGCACGUCGUCGCACGCACUGUACGAUUUUAGGCCUUCGCGCAAACAUUGUCGAUCGCCGGUGUACGAUCGCCGUCGCCGUUCGAGCGACCGCGAGAAAAUUGAACUACCCUGCACACUGUAGAGUGCGCUUCACUUCUCCGACAGCUUUCGCCUGUACAGUGCGCCGUCACGGACUCGCUGUGGUUCGAGGUUGGCUAUCCCGACAGCUGAUUCCCGACCUGGACAGUGACCUGGUUUGAGGGUGUUUGGUGUAGUGGUGCCGACCGAUCGUGAGCGAUCAGGACACGUCGCUGAUCGCCUCUAUCGACGACUGUGUGAGUGUGUGAGUGUGCGAGUGUGCGUGUGUUCCAGUGCGAGUGUGUGUUGUGGAGCACCCGGCACUGAUUGCUGAGGUCGUAACGUGGGUAAGGGAGUAAUCUCGUGAUAUCGUUCCGCACUAGUCACUACUAGUACCAGCUAGUUGCUGCAACCAGCAUGACGGGCAGACGGGAGCGGAGGUCGCGUUCGAAAAAGAACCAGCCGGAGGAACCGGUGCAGGUGGAGGUAACACCGGCCGAACCGACGAUGCUGGAUCUGCUCAAGAUCCCGGGGCGUGGCGAUUCGCCGCGCGAUUUCCGCAGCUUGCACCGUGAAAAGUCGCCGUUCGAGAUUGGUGAGCGACCGGAUGUGCAGGUCGCGUCCCAGAAGGCCAUCAUCGACAAGGCGCUCGUGAUGGACAUUUCGGGCGGUGUGACGAACGUGGACGAGUACAUCUCGCUGUUCUUCACCGACUCGUGCUCGCUGGAUCCGGCCAGCUGCGGCGACAUCUCGACCGUCAAGGUGGUCGUGGUCGAGGAGGAAAUGGCCGAAACCGAACCGCCGAAACCGGCCGAGGAGCACUCCAAAACGGAGGCGGAGGCGGCCGCCGAGCUGGCGCGCAUCAAGGAGGAGGAAGAGGCAGGUAAGUCCGCGAAGGAACCGACGCCGCCGCCACCGCCCCCGCCAGAGCCAGAGCCAGAGCCAGAGCCGGAACCGGUGGAGGAGGAAGAGGAGGAAGAGGAGGAGGAGGAGGAGGAACCCGAACCCGAACCGCCUCGGGCACCGACGCCCCCUCCACCGAAGGACCCGACGCCCGAGCCGGAACCGAUAAAGCCACCGCCCGAGCCCGAAUAUGACUCAGACGUAGAGCUGAUCCCAGUGAAGGAAGAGUUUGAUCCGUCGGUGUGGAAGAGCAUCGACAGUCUCGAACUUCAGCUGCAGCAGCAGGCCGAGGCGGAAGCGAAGCCCAGUGCCAAGGAGAAAGAGAAAGUCAAGUCCCGUGAAUCGUCGCGCCGCGAAUCGACACAAGAGAUGACGGAACGGGAACGCGACCUGGAAUGGCAGCGGCAGCGCCAGAUGAUGCGACCACCGCUGGUCAUCUCCCACCUGAAGGCACGGGCCGCCCCGAAGGGCUCGACGGUGAAGCUGACCUGCACCAUCUCCGGUCCGGGCAUAACGGUGCGCUGGCUCAAGAAUGGCAACCCGAUCGAGAAGAGCAGCAAGCACACCUUCAAGGUGAGCGAGGGUCUGCUCAGCCUCGAGAUCAAGGACAUCGACAAUGUCGAUGCGGGCGAAUACUGCUGCAUGAUCAAGAACAAGAACGGUGAAACGUCCACCAGCACCACGCUAACGGUGUACGAAAAUUACGAAACCAAACCUACGCCACCGACGUUCAUCUCCAUCAAAGAUGAUGUUUCACUAGAGGACAAGCAGCAGGCACCCGCGGUAGUUGCCGGUGAGCCGGGGCAGCAGGCAGCAGAAGCUGCCCCUGCCGAACAGCCUGCAGCAGCAGCACCUGUCGCGGAAGCUCCUGCCACCGAAACGGUAUCAAGCGAAGCGGCACCGCCACCUUCCGACGCUCCUCAACCUCCACCAUCUCAACCUCAAGAAUCGCCGGCUGGUGAAGCGGCCGCUUCGGAGGAGCAACCAGCGGCUCCCACCGGUGAGGAAGGCGAAGCACCUGCCGCACCGGCCGAAGCGGGCGGUCAUGCAAAGCACAGGCGUUUGGCGCCGGAGAAGUCGCCUUCGCCACCACCGAUCGGUGGAGAUAUGGCACGCUACUACCACAAGAAGAUUCUGCACCAGCGGGACAAGCUGCAGUGGUCGGUGCACCUUACCAACCGGGCCAUCGUGGCCGGCCACCGGCUGAAGCUGAUGUGCUGUGCGACGGGAUUCGAUCCGACGUUGGAAUGGUUCAAGGACGGGCAGCCGGUCGAGUACGAUGACCACAUCGUCGACAUGAAUGACAUGCACCGUGGGGCCUACGGAUGCCUGUGGGUGAACGAUGUCACCGUGAAGGAUGCGGGCGAGUACAAGUGCAAGGCGAAGAACGAAAUGGAGGAGAUCGAAACCGUGUGCAAGCUGACGGUGGUAGAGCCUGUCACCACCGUGCAAACCUUUGCACCGACGUUCGUGCGCAUGGUUCGAGAAAACUACGACCCGUACAGCAACAUCCUGACGGUGGAGUUUGUGAUCCGUGCCAAUCCGACGCCAACGCUGACGUGGUACAAAGGCAUCAUCAAGCUGGGCGUCUACCCGGACAGCCACAUGCGCAUCUCGCAGCACUUUGACGAGACGGCCGAACACACGAUCGCCUCGCUCGUCUUCUACGAUCCGUCGUACACGGACACCGGCGAGUACAUUUGCAUCGCGUCGAACAGCGUCGGCGAGGCCACGUGCAAGCACAUGCUGGACUUUUGCAGCAAGGAGCAGUACUUCGAAUGGCUCGCCAAGAAGCGGCCCGGUUGGUUUAAGGCGGAAUCGUACAUACCGGUCGAACCGCUGCCCGUGCUCGGCGGUGGCGAAGGCGGGGAGGGAGAAGAGGGCGACGAGGAGGGCGAGGAGGAAGAGGAAGCGGAAGGUGAGGAAGGCGAAGGUCCGAGAGAGCCGAAGGUGAAGCGUGCUCCCAAGCUUCCCGACGUGAAGGAGCUGCCCGAGGAGGAAACGAAAGCGGAAGCGGAAGCCCAAGCGCAGGCCGAAAAGUCCGUCCAGAUCGUGGAACCGGAGCCGGACCCGGAGAAGGCGAAAAAAGCCGAACCGGAGACGGAAGUAAUGUACAAGCGACGAAAGUCACGCACGCAGGUCGCGCUCGAAGAGUUCGAACGGCGCAAGAAGUUCGAUUUCGUGUCGCACAUGGCUAAUGUGCGCGUGGAGCCGGGCAAGACGAUGCGGCUGAUCGCGUACGUCAAGUGUCCGGAGGAGGUGACAUCGUACUGGAAGAGAGAUGGCCGUGUGCUGGGUAAUGGGUUGCGGCUCACGCACACCACCAUGCGGUGCGGAACGUGCGUGCUGGAGAUUGAGAAGUGCAAGUAUCGGGACGCGGGCAGCUACACCUGCGUCGCCAAAUGUCCGACGUACGGAGAGAUCGAGCAGACGUGCACGGUGCAGGUUGUUGAGAAGACGGAAAUUAAGGGUGAGGCACCGGUCUUUACCCGCCCAAUGCAAGAAAAGUACGACCCGAUACAGGACGAGCUAACGCUCGAGUGCUGCGUACGGGGCGAUCCCGACCCGGAGACGGUGUGGAUCGUGCAGGGCGUCUUUAUGCGGCACAACACCGGCGGCCGGCUGUACUUCCGCAAGUACCAGGACGGCCGGCAGCAGUUGAAGAUUUUCCAACCGUCGAAGGAGGACAGCGGGCGGUACGUGUGCCGGGCGAAGAACAGCGUCGACAAGACGGACUGUGUGUACUAUCUGAACUACAAGAACAGCGACGAGGAUGUGCUGAAGGUGUUCGAGGAAGAGUUGCACAAAAAGUCGGAAAAGCCGAUCCUCAGCCGGCAUCUGCGCCCGAAGGACUGCGACUACAAUCCGGAGGACGAGGCACUGAUCAAGUGGUCCGAGUCGCGCAGCCAGCACGAGAAGGACUACGACUACCGGUACAAGCUGCACUUUAUCACGCAGUUGCAGGACAAAACCGUGCCGGAGGGUUCGAACCUCAAGUUUACGUGCUACGUCGACGGAAAGUUUCCGCUGUUCAUGUGGUACAAGGAUGAGAUACCGCUCGUGCAGGGCCGCAAGUACCGGCAGAAGACGCGCCGCGACGGCAAGGUGACGCUGGAGAUAGUGAACGUCACGACGGAGGACGCCGGCACGUACAAGCUCGAGGCGCGCAACUACGCCGGCAGCAUUGAGUCGAAGUCGGUGGUUAGUGUUUAUGAAAAUCCGUACACCAAAUUCGUUCCCCCAAUCUUUGCAAGCAACAUCCUAGAAACCUACUCGCUGCACUCGAACGAGAUCGUGCUGGAGUGCCGUGUGCGUGGUACGCCGCGGCCGAACAUUGCCUGGAUCAAGGAUGGCGAGUACAUCAUCCCGGGCGACAAGUACGAGCAGUACGAUCAUGCCGACGGUACCUGCAAGCUGAUCGUGACGAACCCGGGCGAGGAGGACUCGGGCACGUACACGUGCGAGGCGGAGAGUGGCGGCUGCAGCGAUGCCAUCAGCCACAACGUGCAGUUCGUGAGCAAGGAGAAGGUGCUGAUGGAGCGCACGCACAGCGUGUACCACCGGAACCCGAACCUACCGCACUUCUACCAGGGGCUGGCCGACUACUCGAUCCCGUCCGGCGGCAACAUCUGUCUGGUGGUGGAGGUCCAGGGCAACUGUGAGGUGCAGUGGUUCCGUGACCGCUACCCGGUCACCGGCAAACCGCCGAAGGUGCGCACGUACAGCGACGGUACCGGCAUCUUUGCGCUGUGCAUUACGGCUGCCACGAUGGAUGCGUCCGGCCGGUACGUGUGCCGCGCGACGAACGCGUUCGGCAAGGCGGAAUCCUCCUCGAACGUGGACAUCAUCAACCCGAACGCGAUCAAGGGCGCGAAGCCACCGAUCUUCAUGUCCCGGCCACAGCCCGAGAUCAAGAUUAGACAGGGCGAUUCGCUGUCUAUGGCUUUCAAAAUCAUCGGUGACCCGAAGCCAAAGAUUCAAUGGAUGAAGGGCACGAAAGAUUUGACCAACUCGCCGCGUACGAUCAAGGAAGUGCACAACGACUACAUUCGAUUCUCGAUCAAGGAGGCGGUCGUAGCGGACGAGGGUGCCUACUUCAUUGUGGCCAGAAAUCGGCACGGCAUCGAUCGCUCGUUCACUAAAGUAUCGGUCAAGCCACCGAGGGGCUACAAGAAGCACCUGGAAGACAAUCUAGAUCGGGAUGCACCCGAUAAGGGAAGAAAAUAAAUACAACAACCAUGCAAAGCACAGUGCUGAAACUUUACACUUGUAGUUUCAUUUGGAAUGUUACAUCGUGUUCUGAGGACGCCUGCGCUUUCAACGGAGCGAACUACUAGUGUGUUUUUGUGUGUGUAUUAGUGCAGCUAAGUUAUCAUUGUAUCAUCGUUCAUCGGAACUGCAAUGCAUCAGCAGUUCAACACCCACUAUAUGGGGGGUAAUUUUUUUAGUUUUCAUGUGUACUGUGCUGGAUGGACUGGAAGCACAGUAUAGCAGCAACUGAAAACGAUCAAGAAGGUGAUCGUCAUCGUCGGCGCGUGGAUGAUUCGAGGGAGAGCAUUGCAAAAAUUUAAAUACCUUGAAUAAGUUUUAGU